CGAGUUUCGGGGUGGCGCGUGUGAAAUUGAAUGAGUGCGUGGAAAGCGCAGGGCACAGUAUUCGGGCCGCUGCUAUUAUGGUGAAGAAAAGUCCAUCUGUAUCGAUAUUUGUUCCCAACGAUCAAUCUGUCUGUCGAUUUUGUGGGUAUUAAAAAAGAAAAUCUUAAGAUUGUGUUGAGAUUCGCUGUGUUUUUUUUUCUAGAGCGAUUUGCCUAGAACGAAGGAAAAUCGGAGAAUUAUUCGAUAAUCUAAAAAAAGAUUUUGAAACAGUUUCUCGGAUUCUCAUUUGAGAUUUCUACGUUUCGAUUCCAAUGGUGUUAUGUCCGCGGUUUGGAGUCAUUCAAGUUGAUCCCAGGUUAUCCAGUCUAAUGUGUUGUCAAUUCGGAUCUUUCGUAAAAGGAUUAAAUCGGGGUUAUCUACUGUAUCUUUCGGUGGUGCUGAGAUUGGCUCAUAAGACAUAACUCAAGGAAAUCGGUGCGACGGAAAUUAAUCGUGAUCGUCUAUCAGUCUAUAAUUCAAUCUAUUUUCGUGUGUAUCUGUAUCUUCGCAAAGAUUCAAAUGAGAAGUUUCAAUACCGAUUUGAAACCUCGUGAACAUCGAUCUCUGGGCGAGCCACCUCUCAUAAGUGAAAAUACAUAUUUUCCUGAAUUAAAAGUGAUUUUCCGUUCUAUGUCCAACGAAUUAAGCCCGAUACUAGUGCACUUUAUUAAAAAGUAUCUUAAUUCCCAUAAUUGAAACAGUGGAGCGGAUCUAACGGCUAGUGAUGAUCUAACAAAAGUGCUGCCCCUAUUUUCGGAUGUUAGUUUGCUUUUCGCCUCACGUAACGCUCCUUUUUCACGAAGAAGUGGAAGAUUUCGAGAAAAGUAUUCACAUUGCUUGUUGAUGUUUUCACGCUAAUUGAAUUUGUUCCAAGCCAAUAAAAUAAUUUAGUGCAUGUCGUGGUGGUGGGAAAAUCAAAAGGAAAAUCAAUAAAUAUUUAGAAAAUUAGUUUCCGAGGAUCAAGUGAAGAAAAAGAUAAAUAUGUGACCAACCAAUUCGUUGAAUCUAAGAUUGUGCUUCGAGUGCAUCUCAAACAUUCAAAGUGUAAAGUUCGCGGACCUCGUUGGGAGUUUUGAAUUCCUUAAGGAUACCUAAUGAUGUAAAGAGGAAAGCAGAAGAGAAUACUUUCAUUCAACCAUGGAUAAAGAGAAAUUAUCAAAGAAACGAUCAUCAAUUGAGGCAAAAGAUACAUUGCCCUCUCCACCGCCAAGUCCAGAUUCACAAAUGCGAUCUCCGGGAACAGUUGCACUAAUUCCAACAUAUCCAGAAGCAUUUAAGCGCAUAGUUGAAUACAAGAAGCGCGAAACGGAAUUCAUGAAGGUGCUCGACGAAGCCAUCGCACUGGACAGCAAAAAAGUCAAAAUCGACCAACCAGAUAAGAUGAACCAACAAACAACAGACCCUGAGGGUGAAGUUCGUGAAAGUAUUCAGGCACGUCAGGACUCUCAGCCGAACACCCCCGACUCAACGCGACCAGACAGCGAAGUACUACGUGAGGAAUGUGAUACCUAUCUCCUACCCUUACUCAAUCGAACCGGACCCUCCAUAUCAGCAGCAUUGGUCACUUACGAUGCUUUCGAUCAGUUGACCAAAUUACAUGGACUCCUGAAUCAGUUGAUUCAGGUGCGAAACCAGAACUACCAGAUGCAAAGGCAGAUAAGGGAUGUAAGGACUCUAUGCGACCUUAAGAAGCUGCAGAAGAAAGAUUCACCGGAGAUGCCAGAUGAAAUCGAGAUUUCAGAUAAUGAACUUGAUUUGAGCGCCAUCCUUGCAGCUGGUAAUAGUGCAUCUACUAAAAGAAGCACUGCUAAAAGGCAACGUGAGCGCAGUAAAUCUGUUAUGGCUGAUGAUAUCCAAAUGUUCACGACAGAAAAAGAGAAAACUUCAUCGCUGAGGCGUCAGAGUCAAAGUGCAUUUUCCGAUAGUAAAGCGAAAGUAUCGAAAUGGACCAAAGUUAAGGCCGCCUUCAAGUGGGAACGAGCGAAUGUGGCCACGAUGAACGAGGGGAAAAGUUUGGAUUCAGGAAUAAGUUUAGGACCAAUAAAUCAUGAGGUGGCGAGAUAUUUGCGUGUACCAUCAGUACCAUGCGCAGGAAGCUCGGCAGACAGUGUCUUAAGUUCAUCAUCAGGUCAUUUACUUAGUGGCGGAUCAGUACCUGCUACACCCGGUACAAUUAGCUCAGCAAGCUCCAUUGAGGAUGUUGGCGGGGUGUCUGAGGAGAAUCGUAAUAACAGAGACUCAUCCAAAAGUGAUUCAAGAUGUGACUCACGAGCAAAUGAAGAAGACUCCAGAAGAAGUCGAUCCUUAGAUGGGGAUACAGUGAUAAAUAGUAACUCACUGACUCGAGAUGGAAAAAAUAAAACGCCUUGGAAGAAAGUCAAGGAUAUAAUUCAAACUCAUCGUGGGUCGUUUAAAGGUAAAUCAAGGACGAGAAGUGUCAAAUCGAGUGGAACUUGUAGUCGAGAACAUAGUCCAUGUGAAUCAAUCGAUGCGCUUAGUAAUACUGAGGAACGCAGCCAAGACCACGGCACGUCAAUCCCUACAUCCCCUGUUCGGAAAAACAUGCCAUCUGUAAACGUAUCAGGCGAAAGUAGUUCCUUCUCAUACUCGCCUUACGGAUCGUCCUCCGGUUUACAUACCAAAGAUGAUUCUGAUGGGAAACCAGUGAAAGCGUCAUCGAAGUCAAAUCGCAGAAGUAAAAUUUUAACGGAUUUCGAAGUUUUACCGGAGGAUGUGAUCGUUGAUUCAAAGUCAACAGGAACAAUUCAACGUGGUAGACCACCACCGAGUCCUUUGAAUUUACGUCAGGUAUGCCUGAAUGACUCCAGUGAUGCCGAGUAUGGAGAAAUGGGUCAUUCACCAACAUUCUUCGGGAAAACUCCUACGAAAAUCUUUAAGUUAAGGAAACCGUUAGCUUCAGGCAAUUCUUCAGUUCCUAGCAGUCCUUCUCGACAUUCCGAGUUUUAUGGCGAAAGCGAUAACUUCUUCAGAUUCCCGGAUACAAGCUUUCCUAGUGAAGAUUUCUCAAGUGGUGACUUCUCCGAGCCUUCCAGCCCGAAUCGAAGCCAACAUAACAAGCUCUCUCCCAAGUCGAGCUUCAUUGUUCAGCAGAAGGAAAUUAAUGAAAAAUAUUAUGAAUUGUGUGAGCAACUGGCACAAGAAUUUGAAGCGAAGCAAGAGGAGUGGAAAAAGAUUCAAGCGGCCUGUACAGCGACAGCGUCGACAGCUUACCAAAUCAUAUCCAAGGAGGAAGGCUCACUAUCGAACAAAAACGUUCCUGCCACUCUGCUUGAGGAGAAUCUUUCACCAGAUUUCAAAAAGAAAUUGCAUAAAUGGCGUGUGAAGAAACAAAAUUCUAUUAGCAAUCCAAAAGAUCCUCAGACAUCUCCAACAAAAGAGAAUGAACAGAAGAAAAUCGAUUGGAAUCUUUGGAAAACGGGUCAACUCAAGCUUGAAGGACAAGGACUCACUCCCAUGCCUGACCAGAAAGACCUCUCCGAAGAUUUUCAGAAGAAAUUGGAACAAUGGCGAAAGUUGAAAGAGUCAAACACUGUGCCUCCAUAUAACAGUCAGGAUUCAUUGAAACGCUCUAAGAAAACCAAGGACGAUUCCGAAAAAUACGAUCGUGACAAAAAUCGACCAGAUCGGGAGAAACUUAAGGUUCACGAAAGAGAUAAACUUGAAAAAUUAUCCAAAUUAAAAGCAAUGGUCACCGAUCCUCCAGCCAAGGAAAUCGAAGUGAAGACAUCGAAAGGCGUUAUGAAGUUUGAAGGAAUAUCCAGGAAAUUCACAAGAAAACUAUAUGAGUGGGAGAAGGCUAAAGGUAUUGGGCCGGAGUCUUCCACCUUUGCUCUUCUACAUCCAGGAUAUAGACCCCUUGACGUUGGCAAUGGAGCGCAAGAAAAUGCGCCACAGGAAAACUCUCCCGUUCUUGGCCGAUCCUUAUCAUUGGACAGUAUUUCGCCGAAUCCCUCGGUUCCGUCAAUAUCACAUCAACCCUCAAGUUUGUCACUCAAUGACAUGAAAGAGUCAAAUAGCGUUCCGGAAGGUUUGGAGGAAGGUGAAAAUGCAGAGUUUGACGGUAAAAUGGGAGGCAAUCAGGAAGAACCGGAAGCCGUUAUUGUGGAAGUUGAAGACGACAUAGUUGAGACAGCAGCACCAUUGGUUACAAUGCACCCCAUCAUUGAGUGUCAGACUCCUGUAUAUAAAUACGAAAUCCCGUGUGCAGAAUUAUGCUCCGGAUCAGCAAACUUUCCUUUCAACGAACCUUCGGCCUCACCAAAACAAAGAUCGACUCAAGCGCUACAAAAUGUUAGUAAUCUUAAACGUUUACAAAGCCAACAAGAUGAUGGCUAUAAGGAGCACAUCCGUCACGUUCAGUCUGUAUUGGAUUCCUUGAAGGAAUCCCUACCAGACUUGGAACCAUUUAUUCGAGGAGGAAGUACAAAAGAAGGUCUUGAAACUUUCUCGACAAUUAGACGGCAAAUUAAGGAGCUAAUGGAGAUGCUUGAUUCACUCAUGAUGACUGAAUCUUUCAAUAAUGACGAGUUUCAUGAGAGAUCCCGAAUAAUCGAUACUAAAUUGUCCAGUCUUCAGAGGAAUAUUAAUUUGGUUUGCAAAAUUAUCGAAACUAAAAAAGUUAACGAGCCAAUCCCAGAAAUAAACAUUAUUUCUGAAGAAGCAAAUGGAAUUGGACGUGCCAUUGUCUGUACAACCCCCACAGUCUUCCAGUCGGAAGUGAUCAUCAAUCAACCACGUAUUAUGAUCGAUAGUCCUGUAGUUCAGGAAGCGCUUUCUUCCGUCGACCAAUCACGAUUAGAUCCUGGAGAAGGAUGCUCCAAGAAAGUUAAUCGAACUGUUAGUAACGGAAGCAAGAAGAAGAUGCGAUUACGAAAAAUGGGAUCCCGACAAAAUAGUAAAACAGAAAGUGAUAGCGAUGAAGAUUCCAUAAAUGUAACCCUUGAGGCACCCAGGAGAAUUAAACGAAAGACCAGCAGAGCUAAACGAGCUACUGAAGAGGAAAAAAGACCAAGUGCUGAAGACAAAAAGGAGGAAAAUUACGGAGGCGAGGAUAUUGUCUAUAUAUUGAAAGUUAAACCCGGUCAAAAGAUUGAACAGGAGGUGAAGCAGGAAUGCUCUGCAGAAAGAAAUGUUCUCAUAUCUCCCAAGGAAUUAUGCGUUGAAUUAUUAGAAGCUUCUUCGGAGCCCCCAUCAAGCUCUGCAAAUAUCUUCGUGAAAACCAAGCGUAAGGUUUAUACCACGGUGGACGAACCCACGGGGAAUGACGCAAGAGUUGCAGUCGCUAAGGACAUUGAUUCUAGCACAUCAGAGCGUACUAGCCGGGAGAGUAGUAUAUGCGACAGUGAAAAAUCAAAAACUCCAAUUUCUUCGGCGCUUCCGCCCAUUCCACAAUCUCCAAACGCACAUCGGCGACUGGAUGUUAAGACCAGUCCCAUUAAGGAACCUUCGCCAUCAAUCCGCAAAAUGAUUCAACGGUAUAACCAAACCGUGGAAAAAUCCAACAAAAAUACAUUCAAAUCUGGAUCAGUCUCUCCAAUAGUGUUUAGGUCGCCUGUUUUGGAAAGAAGGAUUAAGUCAAAGAAUGACAAAUUUCAAAAUAACUCCGAGAAGGUGGUGAAGUCAGUCAGCGCUAGUAACAUUCAGGGGAAUGAAUUGGUAGUCAUAAAUAUUAGUGACGUGGACUAUCCCUUAUCUGGCACUAAAAUGUCAAAAGCGUCCAGCGCAGAAGUUCUUCCAGCAGACAGAAAGGGGUCUUUACAAGGAAACGAUGAAGAGUGUCCAAUUAGUUCAUCCCUAGCUUGUGAUAGUCUCAGAGCAAUAAAGGUUCCUUCGACUCCUAUUGAACCACCUGUAACACCUCCAGAGAGGGAGAAAAAGGAACAUUUAUAUAAAAAGAAUAAAGAAAAGCCCACAAGCCUCUUUGGUAAAACUGGAGCAGUUAAAAAAAUGGGAUUAAAAACAGGAAAAGCCAGUGAGAAUAUUUACCGAAGAAGUAUGUCUAGUACUCCUAGCGAAUCCUGGUCUCUCCCAGAUAAAUCGGACAAUACUGUCCCGAAAAUAACAAGGAAGUAUGAGAACAUCGUAGACGUGUACUCACAUUCUGCACCGUCUACCCCAAUGACGGAAGUUGCAGAUCGACCAAAGACUCCUCUGACAGAAAGAGCCCUGAAAAUACAACGGGCGAAAGAAGAGUUCCUGAAGCGAGACAUCCAAAGAAGUUCGACUUGGGAGGCAUCCAGCAUCAAAGAAAGGAACUGGCAUAAUCGUUUGAGCAGUUCCAGUUUCGGUAGUACGGCCAGUAAUAACGUCCACGAGGGACCCCUUCUGAAAAGUGCUAGUGUAGGCUUUAUUGGUUCCGUUCCAGAUGACGCUCUUUGUUCUGAAGACUAUGUCCUUUCGCUUCCUCCACCAUCGGAGAAGACUUCAAAAUUUGGAUUCUCCUCCAUCGCUUCGAAAUUUCGAAAAGUGAAAAUGCGUCGUGGUGUAAAGGAGCAGCCACCCAAGUUCAGCGCCGUUUCUGCUCUAUGUCGUCAAAGCCUGGCUGUUGUGGAUAUUCAUGCCGAUGCUAUGGCCAUUCAGGAUCAAGUGAAAAAAGAAGAGGAUGACAAGAAAGUUCAAAAAUCAAGUAGCUCACAUAGUAGUUUAGGAUUUUGGUCGGGAUUCAAAAAACUGUCUAAAUCGAGAAGUGCAAAUAUCUUGCCGCAAAAUGAGAAAGAUACCAAAGAAAUGUGAAACAGAUAAUACUGAAACGAAUUUUAUGGAUAGACUAUAUUUAUUUUUAUUGAGGUCAUGUAUCUGUUAUGGUUUUUAAUGUAAUUUAUCGAUUAAUAUUUAUUCAUGUGGAUGGAUUUAUGCCAAAUGAGAAAUAUGGUAUUUUCGGUAGAAUAAACGAUAAUUUUAAAUUGGA
Molecule: messenger RNA, 6967 nt
Organism: Hermetia illucens (black soldier fly)
Lineage: Eukaryota; Metazoa; Arthropoda; Insecta; Diptera; Stratiomyidae
Exons: 17
Coding region: 1177-6792 (1871 amino acids)
Source: RefSeq, a predicted model, not a curated record